Episyrphus balteatus (marmalade hoverfly) is the source of this 3311-nucleotide messenger RNA. It is a transcript of the gene Patj, whose product is annotated as patj homolog. NCBI's taxonomy places the organism in Eukaryota, Metazoa, Arthropoda, Insecta, Diptera, Syrphidae. The record is from RefSeq and is a predicted model, not a curated record. Gene Ontology annotation, molecular function: protein binding. The transcript has 3 exons. Bases 295 to 2988 code for a protein of 897 amino acids.
UACCUACCUACUCGAUCAAGUUGAUUGCUUUUCUGCUAAAUUUUGUGAGAAAAAAGUUUAAAAAAUCUUGUUUUCUUUUGCAUUUUUACAAAUAAAAUGUCAAUUUUACAAAAUAACAAUCAAUAACGAAUAAAACAAAACAAUAUUUAAAAGAAUAAUUGGAUAUCUUUCCUUAUAAAGUGUGUCCAAGAAAAUAUAUUUUUCACACUAAUUGAAUUAGUGAAACGCAUCCAUAAAAAACAACCACACAACAAAAGGGGCGGAGCACUACAAGUGUUGGCUUUGGUGGUCAAAAUGCAUUUAAGUGCAGAUAUCUCAAGUGCAUUGCAGCAAAUCGAAGCUGUAAAACAGGGCAUCGAUGAGUCCGAUGACCCAAAACUUCAAAUGAACACAGCAGAAAGUCUCAAAACUAUUUUGGACAUUCUGCAGGAUCCGGUGUUCAGGACAAUUGUUCAUGUACAGGAUUCACUGUCAGAAUUGAACACUCAAUUGGUGCAACAUCCGUCGAUGUUGCCAAAUGACUUUGACAUUGAUGUGAGUGGAAAUCUGGUUCUCAGUGUUCCCAGCGAUGUUGUCUAUGAUUUUGGCGAUGAAACACCACGCGUCUCAUCGGCACAGAUGUCUCCGAGGAGUCUUGGUAGUCCAACGAGCAAUAAUUACCCAAUUGUGAGCUCAGCAGAACACAGUCUUACAGAAGAACAUGGAACGUUUAUGAAGAAAACUCGAGGCUAUUCAGAUCUCUCUCGAAGUGCUGAUGAGGAACGUCCUCAGUCCGUCGUCUCGGACUCAUCCAAACACGCUGUGGAUCUCUUUAGCUCCGAUUAUGCCCAGAUUCAGGCCAUCGAGCUGGUCAACGAUGGAACUGGUCUGGGAUUUGGCAUAAUUGGAGCUCGGACGUCUGGGGUCAUUGUAAAGACGAUUCUCCCAGGUGGAGUAGCUGACCGAGAUGGUCGUCUACGGAGUGGCGACCAUAUUCUCCAGAUCGGCGAUGUCAAUUUGCAUGACAUGGUCUCCGAGCAAGUAGCUUCGGUGCUAAGACAGUCUGGAACUCAUGUGCGAUUAGUUGUGGCUCGACCAAUUGAACAAGUUCAGCCUAAAUAUGAACUCGAACCUGGAUGUGCGACUGUUCCAUCCAGAGUUCUCGUCGAUCCAAUUGAAUUGGAACGUUUUCUAAUUGCCGCCGGAUAUCCCGAGAUAUUUGGUGAGAGCUCGACAGCUUCUACUCCACAAACUACCACAGAAGAUGAGCGAUUUGUGUAUCGCAGUGAGAUGGAUAUGUCUAAACGUCCACCAAUGGCGACGCCAAUUGAUUUGGAUGACAUGGAAUUGCCAGAAACUGAGAAACUUCAAGUUGAGUUGACUAAAGAUGCAAAUGGGUUAGGCAUUACAAUUGCUGGCUAUGUCUGCGAAAAAGAAGAAUUGUCGGGAAUAUUCGUUAAGAGUGUUUCACCUGGCAGUGCCGCUGAUAUGAGUGGUCGUAUUCGAGUUAAUGAUCGAAUUAUUGAGGUUGAUGGACAAAGUUUACAAGGCUUUUCCAAUCACCAAGCAGUGGAGUUGUUAAAGAAGAGCGGACAAGUUGUCAAUUUGCGUUUGGAAAGAUACCUACGUGGACCGAAGUAUGAUCAGUUGCAGCAAGCAAUUGCUGCAAAUGAUCAAGUUCCAAGUAGCAUUCCUUCUACACCGUCGAGAACAUUGCCAGCAACGCCACAGAGAACGGUAUCAAUACCACCUAAGCCAGCAGCGGUGCCACCACCACCGCCGCCAGUUGUUGAACCAGAAGAAACGGAAGAUAUUAUUGAUGCACCUUUGUUGUUGCCAGUAAAAAAGAUCACAACCACUACCACGGAAGAUGCUUUGACAUUAAGUAGUUUUGGUAGCGGAAAGAAACUUAUGUCAGCUCGUGAUUCUUUGGAUACGAUGAAAAUUAUUCCCACAGAGAUUCCCAUUGUUAAUUUGCCAGAAACAAAAGUUGAUGAAUUAGAUGAGGAAUCUGAAGUUCUAAAUGCUAAAAAUACCGCUAUCAUUUCCCGUCACAAAUAUUUAACCGAAUCCGAACUAACGGCCGAUGUUGAGCAAGAUAUCCUACGAAAGUGGAGGAAAAUCGUUGGUCCUGAUGUCGAAGUCAUCGUUGCUCAGAUCAAAAAGUUCGCCGCUGGAGGAUUGGGUAUUUCCCUGGAAGGAACUGUCGAUGUAGAAGGCGGCCGAGAAGUUCGUCCACACCAUUAUAUUCGAUCGAUUCUUAGCGAUGGCCCGGUUGGAAUCAAUGGAGUUCUCAAAUCUGGUGACGAACUAUUGGAGGUUAAUGGUGAACGUUUGCUUGGCAUGAAUCAUCUUGAGGUUGUUGCUAUUCUUAAGGAACUACCUCAAGAUGUUCGCAUGGUUUGUGGCCGAGGAAAGAAUAUCCUGAUACCGUUUUCUGAUGACACCCUCAAGAAACUAAGCAACAAUCUAGAGAAUUUACUUCCAUCCUCUGAUCGCUUGGUUAAAGCCAAGUCUGAUGGAAGUCUUGCCACGGUCGGCAAUGGCCCUGACGAGUCUUUCACAAAACUCAAAUCCAGAUCUCUAGAACCACUUACUGGACUGGCUAUGUGGAGUUCAGAUCCACAAGUAAUAGAAUUGGUCAAGGGUGAUCGUGGUUUGGGCUUUUCUAUUCUCGAUUACCAAGAUCCUAUCGAUCCAAAUGAUACCCUAAUUGUUAUCCGGUCAUUAGUGCCCGGUGGAGUAGCCCAACUGGAUGGACGUUUAAUACCUGGAGACCGUCUGCUUUUUGUCAACUCGAUCAACUUGGAAAAUGCAUCCCUCGAUCAGGCAGUUCAAGCUCUGAAAGGUGCUCCCAAAGGGACUGUACGUAUUGGUGUGGCUAAACCGUUGCCAAUGUCCGACAACACUUUGAAAUCAGCAAAUAUCACAAUCAGCGAGGCAAAUCCAUCAAACCUGAGUAAUGCAUCUACCGCCGAACCCGAUUUAAUUCCCGAAUGGAGCAAGUAAAAACAGAGUUGGUAUUAAUAUUUAGAUCAAUUUACCGUCGUCGUCGUCAUCGUUAGUUAGAAAUAGGAAAAUUAAAUUAAAAAAAAAACCAAAAUUGCACUCGAAGUGAAACGUAAUUUUUUUUCCUUUUUUUUCUUCCUUCUCCGUCCUUUUCAACACAGCACCAAGGUAUUUUUUUUAAAUUUUUGUUAAAUGUAUUAAAUGUGUUCAAAUAUUUCCGAGUACUUAAUAUUACGCAUCUAUGUCUCUUUUUUUUAUUGUUAAAAAUUUUUACAUUCCGAAUACGAACGAAAUUUUCUUAAUUUUUCUGUUUGCAUCAUUAA